Molecule: messenger RNA, 1449 nt
Organism: Nasonia vitripennis (jewel wasp)
Lineage: Eukaryota; Metazoa; Arthropoda; Insecta; Hymenoptera; Pteromalidae
Exons: 5
Coding region: 576-1049 (157 amino acids)
Source: RefSeq, a predicted model, not a curated record
GCAGUACAGCAACGGCGCAGUUUACUGCCGCCGCGCCAACUGCUGGGAUGUCCGUAUGCUUAUGUAUGCGGUCAUUUCGCAAUUAUCGUUUCUCGAAAUUAAGAGAAGAUUCUGCGAUCUACAGCAUUAUAACGAGGCGAAAAUUUUCCACAGUCAUCCGAGGAACCUUCGUUGAGGCGCAUUUAACAUCAAUUGAUAUUAUUGAAUCUUCAUCGAAACGUUGAACAAGGCUCGGACAAAGCAGGUAUCUCGACAAGAAGCAAUGACGUAAACGAUCAUGAAAACCUUACAGAACCAGAAUCAUCGCCACGAAAAGAAUUGUCUCCAGUGCUAAGUGGUUCAAAACAUCACCGUAGAGCUAAAAAAAGAACAAGUACUGAAAUGAGCAGAACCUCAAAGAAAUUACAAAAUAGAAGUAAUGUGGAAAGAGUAAGAAAGAACCACAAUCAAAAAAGAAAAAAAAUUAAAAGAAAUUAGUUGAUUAUGAUUCAGAUGAUUUUAAGACUAUUAUAACAAAUAAGAAGAAAUAUGAAGUAUGGGCGCAAACUGAAGAGGAAUCAUCGAAACCGGAGAAAAUGAUACAUUUGCGGUAUGGAGUCUCUUUGCGGUACAAAGUAUGGGGCAAAAUACGAGAUCAACCGUCGCCUUCACUCUUCUGUCGAAGGUUAGCUCAUGCUCUAUGGGGAACAUACACUUUGAUAAACCGAGCAAUCGACUUGGAAAAAAUUAAAGAUAAAAUGUUAGAUGGUCGGGAGAGUCCACGAAAGCAGCUUACGCCUGUUAAAAGUACCGUGGUAAAAAAAUGUUAUAUUGAUUAUCUUAAGCUGAAUAAUUGCAUUCCAAAGAAAAUGGAGAAAAAAGCAAAACAAAAAUUAUUGAAUAAAUGGUCUACCUAUUUGAGUAAAUAUAUCAAUUAUCUACGAUCCAACCACGUUGAACAGUCUUCUAAUGAAGAUGAUGAGGAUGAGGAGAAAGGAAGCCAUGACGAGGAUGAGAAGAAAGGAAUCCAUGAUGAAUCAAAUGAGAGUCACAGCGAUAUAGAUAAUUAGAUGUUAAUAGUUAAUUAAGCGUGUAAGCGCGAAAAAAGGCUAAAAGAACAUGUACAUAGCUAUAAAUUUAAUCACGUAAUUUUAGUACGUAUUUUUAAUACGUACAUUUUAGAUAAACAGCAGUCCUAAAUCGUUACGUGCGUAAUUACGUAAUUUUAUUACAGAAUAAAAUUACGUACCACAAAUACUUAAUUAUUUUCAACAGGGAUUGUACACUAAGCAACAGAAAAGAAAAUCCUUAACAGAUUUGACGAAUACUUGUAAGUGUGAUAUUCAGUUUCUUGUUAUUAUAUUCUCUGCUUUUAUUUUAUAUUUCAAAAAACUAAUCCCAAUGUAAAUCAUAUUUUCAUGUAGCUAAUUUACCUAUUAGAAAUAAAUCCAAAUGUUAUACGCAAACAAA